Heteronotia binoei (common prickly gecko) is the source of this 2178-nucleotide messenger RNA. It is a transcript of the gene SLC16A2, whose product is annotated as solute carrier family 16 member 2. The coding region runs from base 1 to 1443 and encodes 480 amino acids. The record is from RefSeq and is a predicted model, not a curated record. Gene Ontology annotation, biological process: transmembrane transport. The transcript is spliced from 6 exons. NCBI's taxonomy places the organism in Eukaryota, Metazoa, Chordata, Lepidosauria, Squamata, Gekkonidae. Gene Ontology annotation, molecular function: monocarboxylic acid transmembrane transporter activity; thyroid hormone transmembrane transporter activity.
AUGGCGCUGCAGAGGCCGGGGGCCGUGGAAGAAGAGGAGGGCGAGGAGGGCGGCGGGGGGCCGGGCGGGCCGCGGGGCUUCACGCCGCCCGAGGGGGGCUUCGGCUGGGUGGUGGUGCUGGCGGCCACCUGGUGCAACGGCUCCAUCUUCGGCAUCCACAACUCCUUCGGGAUGCUCUACGUCCUGCUGCACGAGGAGGUGGCCGGCGGCGCCCCCGACCCCGCGCUGGAGUUCAAGACAGCGUGGGUUGGAUCCCUGGGCAUGGGGAUGAUCUUCUUCUGCUCUCCCAUCGUGAGCAUCUUCACAGACCGGAUUGGCUGCAGGACAACAGCUGCCUCUGGAGCAGCAAUUGCAUUCAUCGGACUCUUCUCCAGCUCUUUCACAAAGUCCCUUGAAGUCCGUUAUUUCACCUACGGGGUCCUCUUUGGAUGCGGCAGCUCCUUUGCCUUCCAGCCCUCUUUGGUCAUCCUAGGCCACUACUUCAAACGGCGGCUGGGUCUGGCAAACGGCCUGGUGACCGCCGGCAGCUGCCUCUUCUCCAUGGGCCUCCCUUUCCUCUUGAAGAUUAUUGGCCGAUCCAUUGGGCUGGCACACACCUUCCAAGUCCUCAGCGCCUUCAUGCUUGUCCAGAUCUUCUUGUCUUUGACUUUCCGCCCCAUGUUCCCUUCGACCUCUGACCCUCACGAUGUGGAGCACGUCAAACUGGACAGUCGGAGCUGGAGGCAGCAGUGCACGUCCCAGAUGAGGAAGUACUUCAGCAUGAAGGUCUUCAGGAAGGAGUCCUAUCGGAUCUGGGCUUUUGGGAUUGCGACCGCAGUUCUGGGGUACUUCGUACCUUACAUGCAUCUGGUGAAAUAUGUGGAAGAGGAAUUCAAAGAAAGAGAUAAAGGGUGGAUUGUGCUGGUCUGCAUGGGAGCCACGUCAGGAGUUGGACGCUUGACUUCUGGACCAAUUGGCGACCUUAUCCAUGGACUGAACAAGAUUUACUUACAGGUGGCCUCCUUCAUUCUCUUGGGCGUGAUGUGCAUGAUGAUCCCACAGUGCCAAGAGUUCUGGGGCGUCAUCGUCGUCUGCCUCUUCCUUGGACUUUGCGAUGGACUCUUCAUCACCAUCAUGGCUCCCAUCGCCUUUGAGCUGGUUGGACCCAUGCAGGCUUCUCAGGCCAUCGGGUAUCUUCUGGGACUUAUGGCCAUCCCCAUGACAGCAGGUCCCCCAAUUGCAGGGUUCCUCCAUGACUGUUUUGGGAAUUACCACCUUGCCUUUUAUUUUGCUGGCGUUCCCCCACUAGUUGGAGGUCUGGUUCUCGCUGUUGUUCCGGUGAUCCAUCGAAAAAAGCUCAAGCAGCAGCAGCUGGAGUCCGGGAAAGACAAGAUGUUGGUUUUAGAGACUGUGAUGAAUGGAGAGCUCCUUCCAGGUUCCCCAGCCCUGGAGGCGCACAUCUGAAGCCAUCCGUAAGAUCUCCCCCCUGCACACCCCCUCUUGCCACCAGCAUUUCUGACACUGUCUGAGCUGAGCCCUUUCUGACAAGGAAUCCAGCCUGUCUGCUUGUAGGUGGAGAGGACCCCACUGACGAGCCUAAUGGGACAGUUUGCUUUCGAGUUGAUUUUAAUACCAACACCUCUUUUCAGCAGAGAGAAUUCUACCAGCACUCUAAUUCAUUGUUAGGCGAUUGUUUUUCCGGCUGGCGUAGUAGCUGGUUUAACCCUUAGGCAGUAGGCAUUUAACAAGCUUUUGAUAGGUUUCAUGGAUUUAUUCCCCCACCCCCCCAAAACAGAGUCCAUCAUUUUGAGCUCCUUUGGGACUUAUUUUUAUAGCAGCCAAAGUCUCUGAGACUAUUUUAACCACUCAUGGAGGCAAAGAAAAGAAACAUUGCAACAUGGGUGAAUCCUGAAUCUUUUUGAGAAGUGUAUUUUCUUCUCUUCUCCCUCCCCGCUUUGGCAGAAUCUGCCUAUGAAUUUCUCGUUGAUCACAACAUUUUCAUACCAGGCUCCCCUGAGUUUUGUAUGUGCACAACCAUCUCCUCAUGUGUAACAGGCCUUGUUAGUAGAUAUUCUUCUCAGUUCUUGGGAUGUUUUCAGACUGAUCCCCACCUGCUGCCAGAGAGGAUUGUAUCACAAAGAAUGCCACUGGAGAGGAAGGUGCAACUCAUUAAAUAGUACAUACAAUUUUUUAAAAAAA